GGAGUAUUCACAAAAUUUACCACUGCCACAAUGAGCGAGAUAAGAUUUGACCAAUGAUCCGUUCACGCAGAAUAAUAAUAAUAAUAUAAUAAUAACAAUAAUAAUAAUCAUUAAACCAUAUGUCUUUACGUGGAUCUUCUUACACAAUCCUACGAUUUCCGGCCAUUUGACGUCAUAACCCUUAAUGUUCUACUGGUGGUUUCUCUCUCUCUCUCUCUCUCUCUCUCUCUCUCUCUCUCUCUCUCUCUCUCUCCUUACACUGACGAGGCAGCAUGGCAAUGAAGUCAUUCGGUAUUUAGUCCAAGGGUGCAAUGUCACAGAGAAAACAGCGUUCCAAUCUUCAAACUUAGAAACGAAAAGCUGUGUUAUUAUAUGCGUCUUUUAUAACGAUAGCAAUGAAUAUUAACUGGUGGAAAUAACUGAUAAAUGAUGCUCUUUAUAGUGACAACAAGUGUAGGCUAAUACUCUGAUGUCCCUCGAAAUAACAGUUAAAUGUGAAAUCGUGUUUGAGAUAUCAAAUAUGACUAAUUGUUCAAAUGGUGAUUGUUAAUUUUACCGAGUAUAAUGAUCAUCAGGUGGUGAUUAUAUCAGUGAUCAUAGCUCAAAUCGCUGAUCAGUGGAUAUUUCUGCAAUAAAAAUAAUAGUGACAGUUGCUUGGAGCUUCCAAUUCCGAGAUUUAUUCAUGUGAAUUAGUGGCUUUGUAGAUUAUCAUCCACUCGCAAGCACAGUGGCACUGCUGAAAAGUGCACUAAUAAAAAAUGGCACUUGGACUGUGUAGACUAGCAUCCACUAAAGAGUAAAGUAGCAUUAUUGAAAAGUGGCAUUGUGAAAAGUGGCUUUGGUGACUGUGUAGACUAAUAUCCACUAGCGAGUAAAGUGGCAUUAUUAAAAAGUGGCACUAGUGAAAAGUGGCUUUGGUGACUGUGUAGACUAGUAUCCACUAGUGAGCUGAGAAAAAAGUCACUAGUGCAACUUAUUUAUUUUCUCUUUCUCCGAGUAAGAAGAACAGUGAAACAAAUAUCCUGCAGAAGGUCCCGGAUACGGCGCAAGGAAUUGGCGUAAGCAUUCAGCUAAACAUGACGAAACAAAUUUCGUGACAGUAACAGCGUCGGAAGGUGCACAACACUUAGCAGAGCAACAAAUAACAAAUGCGCAUGAAAAGAUAUCGAGAUACAGAAAAGACAAAAAAGUCCACUACAGACUAUUACUAAAAAUCAAACCACAAAACAAACAAAGAUUUAAAAGAAGCUUAUGGCAAUUCUUUGGGAGAGACGUCCCAAGAUAAUAAAAAACGUAAUUUCAAUCGAAACUUGAAGAGUAAACGGGUGGAGAAAUAAUUACGCAUUUCAAUUCUCGAGACAAACGAACAGCACUCGAUCGUGUCAUCUCGUAUAAAACAGUUCAAACUGAGGAACACCACAGAAAACUGCCAUCUAGGAUACGAAAGUUCGAACUGAUAUAAACCUCAGUAUUUCAACGUGAAAAUCACAAGGCAGAGCUUCAAGAUGCUUGGAGUAUUCUGGCACUUAUUUCUAAUCUCUGCGGUGACAGAGAGGGCAUUCGGCAGUGCCGUUCUCUACGACAAUGGCUACGAAGGAAUCGUGGUAGCAAUCGGCGAUCAAGUCGAGCAGAACGAUACCAUCGUCGAUAAUAUCAAGCGGAUGUUCCAGGAAGGUUCCAAAAUCCUGUAUGAGGCAACCAGACACAGAGCAUACUUCCGAGAAGUUACAAUCGUUGUACCAGCAACAUGGAAACAUAAGGAUGAAUACAUGCAAACUCAAAGUUCUGGAUGGCUCUCAGACGCCGAGAUUCGCGUUGACAAACCCCACCCAGCCUAUGGCUCGGAGCCAUACACUCUCCAGCUGGGCGGAUGUGGCGAACCUGCCGACUAUACGCACCUGGCAGACACCUACGCUACUGAAAUGUACAACGAAAUGCUGGAUAAGUAUGGACCCCCAG
Macrobrachium nipponense is the source of this 1959-nucleotide messenger RNA. RefSeq names its product calcium-activated chloride channel regulator 1-like. NCBI's taxonomy places the organism in Eukaryota, Metazoa, Arthropoda, Malacostraca, Decapoda, Palaemonidae. The record is from RefSeq and is a predicted model, not a curated record.